Gossypium raimondii (Peruvian cotton) is the source of this 2054-nucleotide messenger RNA. Its product is annotated as sugar transporter ERD6-like 6. The transcript has 19 exons. The coding region runs from base 270 to 1736 and encodes 488 amino acids. Gene Ontology annotation, molecular function: sugar transmembrane transporter activity. The record is from RefSeq and is a predicted model, not a curated record. Gene Ontology annotation, biological process: transmembrane transport; carbohydrate transport. Gene Ontology annotation, cellular component: membrane. NCBI's taxonomy places the organism in Eukaryota, Viridiplantae, Streptophyta, Magnoliopsida, Malvales, Malvaceae.
AUGAGUGGUUGCUGAGCUCGAUUCUAUACCAAUAGGUCGACACCUUAAAAUCGAAGAAGAAAGAAGUACCAUCAGUUAAAGAACUUGAAAAGGACCUUUAAUGGUAAUUUUUGAGCUGGAACUAACGGUUGUCUUCCAUUACAGCUGAGCAACUCAUAACAUCAAGAGCCUAAAAGAACUAGCAGAAGGGGUCCUUGAUUUUUGUGUCUGGGUGAUCACCAAGUGUUUGUUUUGUUGUCUAAGUCACUGUUGGUAUAGAGAAGAGGAAGAUGAGCUUCAGGGAUGAUGCUGAAGAUGGAAGAGGGGAUCUAAGGAAGCCAUUUCUACAUACUGGAAGCUGGUAUCGUAUGGGUUCUAGGAUGGGGUCUAGUAUGUUAGGAUCCUCUCAAGCUCUUCGUGAUAAAUCCAUCUCUGUUGUAGCUUGUGUUUUGAUUGUUGCUUUGGGUCCUAUCCAAUUUGGUUUCACUUCUGGUUACUCUUCUCCUACACAAUCCGCAAUCAUCGAGGAUCUUGGACUAACAGUCUCAGAGUUUUCUCUUUUUGGUUCUUUAUCAAAUGUGGGUGCCAUGGUUGGAGCAAUAGCCAGUGGUCAGAUAGCCGAAUGUAUUGGACGAAAAGGGUCUUUAAUGAUUGCUGCAAUUCCUAAUAUAAUUGGAUGGCUUGCUAUAUCUUUUGCAAGAGAUUCAUCUUUUCUUUACAUGGGAAGGUUGUUGGAAGGUUUUGGUGUCGGAAUAAUCUCUUAUACGGUGCCUGUAUAUAUAGCUGAGAUAGCACCUCAGAAUUUGAGGGGCAGCUUGGGUUCAGUGAAUCAGCUAUCUGUCACUCUCGGAAUAAUGCUGGCCUAUCUACUUGGACUUUUUGUUGAGUGGAGGAUACUUGCAGUUUUAGGAAUACUUCCUUGUACAAUUUUGAUACCUGGUCUAUUUUUCAUUCCAGAAUCUCCUCGAUGGCUGGCAAAAAUGGGUAUGACAGAAGAUUUUGAAACUUCUUUGCAAGUUCUCAGGGGUUUUGAUGCUGAUAUUUCUAUUGAAGUGAAUGAAAUCAAGAGAUCUGUAGCAUCAACCACUAGAAGAACUACGAUUCGGUUUGCAGAUCUCAAAGAAAGGAGAUAUUGGUUUCCAUUGAUGGUUGGAAUUGGAUUACUUAUGCUGCAACAGCUUAGUGGCAUUAAUGGUGUUCUAUUCUAUUCCAGUACAAUUUUUGAAGCUGCUGGAGUUAAAUCAAGCAAUGCAGCCACCUUUGGAGUUGGUGCCAUUCAGGUCAUUGCUACUGCCGUAACUACAUGGUUGGUGGACAAAGCUGGCCGCCGGCUUCUGCUUAUAGUCUCCUCUUUUGGAAUGACUCUCAGCCUCCUAGUUGUAGCAGUAUCAUUCUUUCUAAAGGAUGUUGUAUCUAGUGACUCUAGUGUCUAUAGCAUUAUGGGAAUCUUGUCAGUAGUUGGAGUUGUGGCCAUGGUGGUUACCUUCUCUCUUGGAAUGGGUGCCAUUCCUUGGGUUAUAAUGUCAGAGAUUCUUCCAAUAAACAUCAAGGGUCUAGCUGGAAGCAUAGCAACACUUUCCAACUGGUUCUUUGCUUGGGUGGUUACAAUGACUGCCAAUUUGCUUUUGGAUUGGAGCAGUGGAGGAACCUUUACAAUUUACAUGGUGGUGAGUGCUUUCACCAUUGUAUUUGUGACACUCUGGGUCCCUGAGACAAAGGGGAGAACACUUGAAGAAAUCCAAUGGUCUUUCAGAUGAAACCAAUCCUUUUCCUUGUUCCAUAUUUUUUGCAUAUAAGAAGCCCUGGUCCUGCAAAUUUCCCAUUGUUUUACAAUAUAGAUGAAAAAAAAAACAGUUCUGUUUGCAAAUAUAUAUUCCUAUAUGUAUUGUCUGGUUACUUGAGUGAUCAAUUCAUUUACUUUCUUUUAGCACAUUGCACCUUAGUAAAGUGAGAACUAUAGUUCGAUAUGACGAAUCUGUACACUAUUGAAGCUUUGGGGUAAAAAUGUUUUGGGAAUUUAAUGUAAUGAGUGAUAAAGGUAGACUCUUUUUGUCUAAAGAUGGAUUUGGAUUUAA